CAAAUUGAUGAUUUAAAACAAAAGUGAAAGCUAAAGCAAAAAAGUGAGUGAUGAUUCUCUCCAAAGUCCCAUGACAAGCCAUCAUUGUGUUUCCAUCUCAACUUUUUCUUUACCAUAAACAAAGCUGACAACGUAAGCUCUUCAUCAUUCAUCAGCUCUAUGGCCCUCUCACCUCAAUCCGUGCCGGAAAAUCCCUUUGAUUUCCGUGCUCCGCCGCCUUCUCCUGUCGCCAGUGCCCGCCGCUCCUGCGUCACCAAUGAUGAGGUUCUCUCUGAAUUCCUCCAACAUUCUCUGCGCGUCCCUGAUUUAAUUUUGCCAGACAAGGUUUUCCCUAGGCAGAAGUUCAUUGACAACCCCCCCAAGAUUGAUUUCCAGGCUUUGAAUUCCAUGCAAACUGAAACUCUGCCCAAGAUUCUGGAUUCCAUAGCUACAAUCGGAUGCUUUCAGUUAGUGAAUUAUGGGAUUCCAGUGGAAUCUAUCCGAUCAGCACUGACAGCCGCUGUCGGGAUUUUUCAACUUCCACCCCAGAAACGGACGGCAGUGACUAGGUCGCCGGAGAAACUAUACGGGUUUGAGGAAGUUCACGAGGAAGAUGAAGGUGAAGUGAGUGAAGAGUUUGUGUGGUGUAAAGCUAAAGCCCUGGAACUGGCAAUGGAGGGAAUUUGGCCUGUUGGAUAUUCAAAUUUCAGUGAGAAAAUGGAAACUCUAGUGGCUCAAAUGGAAAAAGUGGCGGAGAAAAUUCUGAUUGUUUUCCGGGAAAUUUACCAAGAAAAAACAGGACGUUGCGAAAAGGAAAAGAUGGAAGGGGAAGAUGGGAAUGGGUGGGCAUGUUAUGUGUACAAGCAUGGUGGGAAUGUUUCAGCGGAGAAAUGGCGUAGCUGUUUACGAUACGAUGUGAUGAAAAUGUUGAUAGGAGGGAUGGAUUAUUCGCAUACAUUGUGCUUGCAUAUUUGUGAUGGAUCCUCUGAGUUUCAUGUGUAUUCCAAGAAAGGUUGGGUGUCGUUUUGCCCUCAUAAACAUGCCUUGGUCGUUACAGUUGGGGAUCAAACUCAGGCACUAAGUGGUGGACAAUUGAAGCAUGUAAUGGGAAGGCCAAUCUAUAGAGGAGAGAAAGAAGAGUUCAUAUCAAUGGCAUUCCUUUACUCUCCUUCAACCACCAACAGCAGGCUUGUUGACCCACAAAAGCCGAACACCAUUUCACUUUCCCAACAGGCCAUUGCUGCUAUACUUUUCACUCUUCUAUACCAAAUUUUAGUCUAUGUUUACUACAAAUUCUAAUUUUGAUGUUGUUUAACAUUAUUCAUCCAUCAACCAAUAUCAUGACUUACACA
This is a messenger RNA of Gossypium arboreum, 1331 nucleotides long. Its product is annotated as 1-aminocyclopropane-1-carboxylate oxidase 5-like. Bases 160 to 1278 code for a protein of 372 amino acids. Lineage: Eukaryota; Viridiplantae; Streptophyta; Magnoliopsida; Malvales; Malvaceae. The record is from RefSeq and is a predicted model, not a curated record. The transcript has 3 exons.